AUGGAGCACCGCAAGACGUUGGGAAACCAUCUGCCACGCGUCCCUGCGGCCGCGCAACUCGCACGCUUCAGAACGGUGAGGGUUACUAUGCGAUUGAGGAAGUAUCGCAGCGAUAGCCAGAAGAGCAAGCAGGCGGUUGCGGAGGAGACACGAGCGAUAGUGCUCGGAGAUGGCCAGUACGUCGAAGAGCGCCGUGUCUCUCCCGUGACGACUUCAUUAGCCCUAUCCGCUCGCGAAGUGCACAUGCCCAACACGAGCGGUCUGGAUACACUACAAGCAGUACAAGUACCUCACGACAUUGCUGUCGCCAUCGAGUUAAGCCGACAGGGCACCACAUUCUAUCCCCAUUACUCCGAGGCACUCGCCAAAUGGUCUACCACGCGCUCAAAUGUACAAUCAGUAGCGGAAACGAAGAUUGACUUCUCGCCGAGAGGGCCCCUGACCACUGCUCGACGUCUGGCCCGGACAACCCUCUCGCUCCGCAUGCAGCGCGCCUCCAGCCCUAACGAAAGCUCACUGGGUGUGCUUUCGUUCGCAUCUCCGAAGCGCCCCUGCGGCGGAUUUCUUCAAGGGGGUGAUGAGCAGGAGGACAAGAUUGCUCGACAUAGCUCUUUGCUGGCCAGCCUCAGCUCUCCCGCCGCCCAGCAAUUCUAUCAGGAGCACAAGAAGUUCUUGAAAGAAGAUGGCAGCGGGCUGCACGAUCACUCGAUGGUCUACUCCCCUAGCGUCGUCGUCUUCCGUAGGGAAGGCGACGAUGAUCUUCCUCCAGAUCCCGACGUCAAUGUUUUCAGCGCAUCCCCGACUGUCAACGAAGGCAUCGGAGGCGAGUUCAUCCCGCCCUUCCUGAUCAACGUCAUCUCCGCUGUCCCCGUCAACGCCAUGGCCGUACGCGCGAAGCACACCAUACUCCCGUCGGAGCAGGAUUUCUUCGAGAAUGGCAUCCGUAGCGCGAUGAAGGAACGCAUGGCUCGCAUCCUCCAUCUGUUCGAAGAACGGGGCAAUCGUGUGCUCGUUCUCGGUGCAUUCGGCUGCGGGCCGCAGAGCCAGAACAACGUCGAGACGAUCGCAAGCAUCUGGGCGGAACUGCUUGUGUGCGGGGAUCUGGAGGGUGCGGGUGCUGUGAAGCGGGAGGCGAGGUUCAAGAACUGCUUUGAGAAGGUCAUCUUCGCCGCGCCGGGCAAGGUGCUGGAGCUGUUCAAGAAAGCGUUCAAGGCGCGGUUGUUCGAAGCGGAGGUCGCUGACGCUGCCAUGGACAAUAAUUGAAGCUAUGUAUGGUCAUUCUGUGCCGGUAGUACGCUCCAUCUUGUGUUUGUGCCUCGUGUAUUUCUACGCCCCGGGACUUGUCUUCACUGCUCGUUUUGUGGAUCCUUUGGAUACCUUUCUGGUGCCCUGCUGUACGAUUACGACCAUGUGGAUUGUAUAGUAGCAACUAGACAUGUACCUGCUUUGCGUCAUCGUCAUUCACAUGUUGCCGUGUUACCUUAUGAUCUUGGACGAGCA
Fomitopsis serialis is the source of this 1500-nucleotide messenger RNA. RefSeq lists its product as uncharacterized. Bases 1 to 1263 code for a protein of 420 amino acids. NCBI's taxonomy places the organism in Eukaryota, Fungi, Basidiomycota, Agaricomycetes, Polyporales, Fomitopsidaceae. The record is from RefSeq and is a predicted model, not a curated record. The transcript has 2 exons.